AUGGACUUGGGCAGGGGGCAGCCGCACUUUUCAAGACAACAGCAUUUUCGUGGAUCAUUGGCACCUGAGAAUCCCUCCGAGGCAGCGAAUCCCAUUGUUCCGUGCUGUCCCCCUCGCAUUGUGGCGUCCCUCAGCUAUGGCGAAUACCUUGUUUGGCACUUUGGCAAGCCCGCAACCCAUGAAAAGCAGGGUGUUCGCCUCAACUCGGGCUGCCUCUGUUCCUCCCCGUCUUCUUUGCUUCUCUUCUUCAUCUUGUCGAUCUUUCGAUACCGUCUGUGCUCCAAGGAGUACCGUUUUGUCUUGGAUUUUGCGAUCUUCACGACUCAAUCUCACCCAGGAAAAGCGAGAUGGGAAGUCCGAGUCAAACAGCCUGCUCGAAGCCCCGCGAGAUCCCCUCAUCCAAACGGCACACAUACUUGCUUACUUCAUUGGGAUGGCUACGUCCUCGACCUGCUGGAUCUCCAACUUUCUCAACGACCGGUUGGCACCGUCAGCCUCUUUGAGACACGGCAUUUACGCAGACGAAUGAACAAAUAUGAAAUGGAACCGCUAUCCUCCUAUGCAGUCCCGGCUGGCUUAGAGGCCCUCAAGCCCUUUCGCGCUCAGAAAGCAGAUUCUCUUAUCAUCAACUCAUGCCGCACAGUCAUGAUUCAGAAUACCCAUCUCGUAGAAAUCGGGCCCAGAGCGCUGGAGCAAGGCGAUGCAACCAGAUUCAAGUCCAUCCCAAAUCCAGAGACUUGGGACCCCAGAGCAUUCAGGGGCCCUUGUAAGAUGCACAGGCUUGGGCAGAUCCCGGGCAUGCGGCUGUCUCCCCCGGUCGAUACAAAAAAUGAUUCCAUAGAAGUCAUCAAAUUCAAUCGUGCCAAGUCACUCAGUGUCACUAGUCUCGAAGCCCGUGCAAAUUGGAUAACGAUUACGAUCGUCGCUGUCAGCUCGGAUCCCAGUCUAGACCACAGCAAGGAGCCCUGCAUGAUUUCGCGAAGACUUCAAGAUGGCUUCAUGCCCCAAGUACCUUCAAUUUUGCCCAAAGACGACGAAAUGGUGUCCUGUUUUGGUCCAGGACCCUUCUCUCGCAAGGUUUGA
Colletotrichum lupini is the source of this 1083-nucleotide messenger RNA. RefSeq lists its product as uncharacterized. The transcript has 10 exons. The coding region runs from base 1 to 1083 and encodes 360 amino acids. Lineage: Eukaryota; Fungi; Ascomycota; Sordariomycetes; Glomerellales; Glomerellaceae. The record is from RefSeq and is a predicted model, not a curated record.